Siniperca chuatsi (mandarin fish) is the source of this 4533-nucleotide messenger RNA. RefSeq names its product PDZ domain containing RING finger 3b (gene pdzrn3b). The coding region runs from base 501 to 3653 and encodes 1050 amino acids. Gene Ontology annotation, molecular function: protein binding; ubiquitin protein ligase activity. The record is from RefSeq and is a predicted model, not a curated record. NCBI's taxonomy places the organism in Eukaryota, Metazoa, Chordata, Actinopteri, Centrarchiformes, Sinipercidae. Gene Ontology annotation, biological process: neuromuscular junction development; protein ubiquitination. The transcript is spliced from 10 exons.
AUUUACAGGUUUAGGUCACGUGAACAGCGUGUGAGAGACUUUGAAUUUGAUAUUUUUAUGACAAAGACCACGUGUGUAGUGUCAUUAAUAGAGAAUACAAUUUCGGCAUAUCGCAUAAUAGACUACUACUGUAGCUUUAUAUUUUCAUUUUUAACUUCUAACUUUUAGAUGUCAUAACCUUUAAUAACAAUCAACUUUAUCCAGAGUUUGUCUUUUUCAUUUUGCAUUUCUACAACAAUGUUGUUUCUACUUGAAAAGUUAAGUAAAGUAAUUCUAUUUUAGCCUUAGGCCUAUAUCUUUUCUGACUUGAAAUAAUAGGCUUACGAGGUGUACUUGAAGGCACCAAAAGUCUCGGUCAAUUAGUUAAGUUUAGACAGUGAAGAGAGCUUGUAGUCGGUCUGUGAGCGUUCCACCAAUGACCAGCUAAAAACCCCUCACUGCUCCGACUCAGAUCUGCGGGGGUGGGGAGUCAACAAGUUUGGAAUUGGACUUUCAAAACCAUGGGAUUCGAGCUGGACCGCUUCAAGGGGACCGUGGACCCGGAUUUCAAAUGCAACUUGUGCAACAAAGUCUUGGAGGACCCGCUGACGACUCCGUGCGGUCACGUCUUCUGCUCCGGCUGCGUGCUGCCCUGGGUCGUCCAGCAGAGCAGCUGCCCCGUCAAAUGUCAGCGGAUCUCCGCCAAAGAGCUGAACCACGUCCUGCCUCUUAAAAACCUCAUCCUGAAGCUGGAGAUCAAAUGUGACAACCACGCGAGGGGCUGCGAUGCGGUGGUGAAGCUGCAGCAUCUGGCCGAGCAUGCCGAGAUGUGCGACUACUCCCCGGCGAAGUGCAGGAAUAAAGGAUGCAACGAGGUGCUUAACCUGAGGGACAUGGAUGCUCAUAUGCGGGAGACGUGCGACUACAGACCGGUGGGGAUAUGCGAGAGCGGCUGCGGAUUGAUGCUCACCCAUAAAGAGCAGAAAUUAAACAGCCACUGCUGCCUGAUCGCUCUGAAGGCGCACAACAGCGCGCUGCACUGCAAAAUUGUCAGCCUGGAUAGAGAGUUCAAGAAGCAGACUAUUAAAGCCAACAAGAGGGAGAAGUCACUCCUGGCACAACUUUCCGCCGUGCACAGCGAGCUGCAGAUGACAGCUCUGAAAUAUCAGAAGAAAUUCACCGAGUAUAGCGAGAGGAUCGACUCCCUCACCAGGACCGUGGCUUUCUCCUGCAAGGAAGGCGAGACUAAAAGCGUGACGGUUGUCCUUCUUCGUGAGGGCGGAUCUCUUGGUUUUAACAUCAUAGGAGGAAAGCCAUGCGCGGACGACAAUGACAGCACUUCGAAUGAAGGGAUCUUUGUAUCCAAGAUCGUCGAUAAAGGUCCAGCGGACAAGGAAGGAGGCCUUCAAAUCCACGACAGAAUAAUAGAGGUCAAUGGCAAGGACCUCUCCAAGGCCACCCACGACCAGGCGGUGGAGGCCUUCCGCACCGCCAAGGAGCCCAUCAUGGUCCAGGUUCUGCGCCGAGCCCCGCAUCCCAAACUGGUCAGCCCGGCUUCUGACUCCCAGGUCUCAGACAUCAGCACCCAGACCGACAUCACCCUCCAGCACAUCAUGGCCCUUACAAAGCUGCCUCCUUCUUUACCCCCCAUGACGGAGCUGGAGGAGUAUCUGCUUCCAGAGGAGCAUCCUCCAGGACAUGCAUACUUUGACCCCAAUGACUUCCUGGAGGGCAUACAGCAGGACAUAGAGCGUGAGGAGCUGGAAUAUGAGGAAGUGGAUUUGUACCGAGCCAAUAUCCAAGACAAGCUCGGCCUGACGAUCUGUUACAGGACUGAUGAUGAGGAUGAGGCUGGGAUCUACAUUAGUGAGAUUGAUCCAAACAGCAUUGCUGCAAAGGAUGGCAGAAUUAGAGAAGGGGACAAAAUCAUUCAGAUCAAUGGUGUUGAGAUCCAGAAUCGGGAGGAUGCUGUAGCGCUGCUGACCAGUGAGGGGAACCAGAAUAUCUCUCUGCUGGUGGCCAGACCAGAGAUCCAGCUGGACGAGGGCUGGAUGGAUGAUGACAGGAACGACUUCCUGGAUGACCUCCACAUGGACAUGCUGGAGCAGCAGCACCAUCAGGCCAUGCAGUUCACUGCCAGCAUGCUGCAGCAGAAGAAGCAUGAGGAGGACGGAGGCACCACAGACACAGCCACACUGCUGUCCAACCACCAUGAGAAGGACAGCGGGGUCGGUCGCACAGAUGAGAGUACGCGAAACGACGAGAGCUCGGAGCAGGAGAACCUCGGUGACGACCAGACCACGGCCUCCAACACUCUGGGCAGCUGCAGAAAGCUGACCUACAGCCAGGACACCCUCGGCAGCGCCGACCUGCCCUUCAGCAGCGAGUCAUUCAUCUCUGCAGACUACGCUGACACUGACUUUCUGGGCAUCCCGGCUGAUGAGUGUGAGCGCUUCAGAGAACUCCUGGAGCUGAAGUGCCAGAUGAGGAACAGCGGAGCCCAGGCUCUAUACUACCAGGGUGGUGGGGCAGGAGGUCAGGACCAAGAGGGUGUAGACAAAGAGCUGGAGCUGCUUAACGAGGAGCUGCGCACCAUCGAGCUGGAGUGCCUGAAUAUCGUCCGUGCUCACAAGAUGCAGCUGCUGAGGGAGCAGUGCCGUGAGUCCUGGAUGCUCCACAACAGUGGCUUCCGCAACUACAAUACCAGCAUCGAUGCACGCCGCCAUGAGCUCUCAGACAUCACAGAGCUGCCAGAGAAAUCAGACAAAGACAGCUCCAGUGCCUACAACACUGGUGAGAGCUGCCGCAGCACCCCUCUCACGUUGGAGCUGUCGCCAGACAACUCGCUCCGUCGAGGAGCAGAGAAUCAGGGUCCGGCUGGGGCGUCCGGCUCCACCAGCUCUAUUGGCAGGAUGCUCAAACCACUCCUGUCCCCAGUCCAGGAAGCCUGUGGCCCCAGCCGGAGCAGAGGCUCCUCCAAGGAUCCAGACGGAACCCUGCAGGUGGAGAGCAAGGAGAGGAAGCUGGGCGAGUCCAGUAAGUCCGGGCGGAGCUUUUCCCAGCCACAUUCACCUUACAAGCAUGCCCACAUCCCCGCCCACGCCCAGCACUACCAGAGCUACAUGCAGCUGAUCCAGCAGAAAUCAGCCGUGGAGUACGCCCAGAGCCAGAUGAGUCUGGUCAGCAUGUGCCGGGACCCCAUCACCCCCAGUGACCUGGAGCCGAAGAUGGAGUGGAAGGUGAAGAUCCGCAGCGACGGCACACGCUACAUUACCAAGCGGCCUGUCCGGGACAAGCUGCUGAGGGAGCGUGCCCUGCGCAUUCACGAGGAGCGCAGCGGUAUGACCACAGAUGACGACGCCAUAAGUGAGCUGAAGAUGGGCCGCUACUGGAGCAAGGAGGAGAGGAAGCAGCACGCAGUUCGCGCCAAAGAGCAGAGGCAGCGCCGAGAGUUCAUGAAGCAGAGCCGAGCCGAUUGUCUGAAGGAGCUGGCUGGCCCAGAGGACAAAAAGGAGCCCAACAUCAUCGAACUCAGCCACAAAAAGAUGAUGAAAAAGAGGAAUAAGAAAAUAUUUGACAACUGGAUGACCAUCCAGGAACUGCUGACCCACGGUACCAAGUCACCAGACGGCACAAGGGUUUACAACUCACUCCUGUCUGUGACCACAGUCUAAGUCCUGCUCUGCGUUCAGGUGGCAGGCCAGCUAGAGAAGGACAGACUGGAGUGUGAUGGACUGUACAUAGGACACUACCAGUCGGGGUAGAGAUUCCUGCCUCGUUCAAUGUGGCAACAUUUUGUAAAUACGAAAUAAGGAAAGCCUUUCCUGGAUGAACAUUUUCCACCACUGCGGUGAAGAGAAGGUCCUUUGAAUGAUGGUUGGACUUGACACGAAUGGGACAUGGCUAUGACGUUGAUUUUGGAAACUUUUUUCAAAUUCUUUCAAUUACCUUUUCUACCUUUGUGCUUGCUCUUUUGAAUAAUUUUGGAAACAAAAACACAAUAUUUGACUUUUUUGGAGGGUUUUGAAAGUGUGUAAAGACUGUGUGCCAUAGAUAAACAGCCAGCAUUUACACUAUUUUACAUUAUUUUGUUAGUACUAUAUAUAUCUCUUAUCAGUAUUUUACUGUUAUGCAUACUUAAUGCUUUUAUGGAAACAAUGCUAUUUUCCUGCAAGGUAGAACAAGUAAUCCUUUUCAAAAGGACUUUUGUAAAUUCAAAAAUAAAAUUUUUGUAACAAAUCCACUUUUUUAGUUUUAAUUUCUCUCUAAUGGUGCUGAUUUCCCAAAGUUAACACCACCAGCGAUGUACCAUCUGUCACAUAAUGUAGAGAAUAUCAUAACGUGAUAUCAUUGUGUAUGUACGUAUCUUUAGAGAAAGAUGUUUCCCACAUUGAAAUUUAAAUGUCUGUGUCAGCAAAAGCGACUACAAGGUGUGCUUUAGCAUUCUUAGUUUCAUGUAUUGAACAGAGUAACAGCUUUACAAAUCCUUAGUUAGCCACACAAUUUGAUGUCUUGUAAAAUGAAAGAAAUAAUAAAUUAUUGUUUUAUAUAUGA